This is a messenger RNA of Zerene cesonia (dogface butterfly), 2954 nucleotides long. RefSeq names its product kinesin-like protein KIF19 (gene Kif19A). The record is from RefSeq and is a predicted model, not a curated record. Gene Ontology annotation, molecular function: microtubule motor activity; microtubule binding; ATP binding. Lineage: Eukaryota; Metazoa; Arthropoda; Insecta; Lepidoptera; Pieridae. Gene Ontology annotation, biological process: microtubule-based movement. Bases 389 to 2572 code for a protein of 727 amino acids. The transcript has 15 exons.
UUAUUAGCUGUCAAUAUAUUUAAGGGUACUUCACACAAUUGUAAUAUGGCUACGAGUGGCGCGUAAUAGCUGCAUGAAAGUUUCAUUUGUGAUGAUUAGCUGUUACCCCAGCGACCACCCACGGCAAAGGCUUUCAUUCUCACCAGUGUUCAGUCUACGGGUAUUCAUGUGUCCGAGUCCGCGUGAUCGUAAUUAUUAUGUUUGUAGAACCAUGCGAUCAAAUUGUCCCAUAAUAUCCUGGCGUAUCCUAUUCAUAAUAGAUUAGACGGACCCUUCAAUUUUAUUUCGAUUAUCUGGUAUUUAGAGAUUAUUAAAUAUUAACCGAAAGUAGUCGUAGCGGUAAAGUUUAAGUUAUUUUUUAAAGUUCACCAGUGUUAGUGUAACCAUCAUGACUCAAAGCAGCUUUAGUACCGAAAAGCUAAGUAGUAGAGGAUCUGUCAGUGAAGAAAAGUUAAUGGUAGCCGUUCGAGUCCGACCCUUACGAGCUGACGAGGGGUCACGUAUCGUUCACGUAGUCAGUGAUAAGAUGUUGGUUUUGGAAGAGGAGACUGAUAGUCGCCGGGAUGUUCUCAGGCAACAUCGCGUAAACGACAAACAUUACUUUUACGACAAGGUGUUUGGUGAAAGCAGUACACAAGAUGAGGUAUACGAUGCGGUAUGUGCUCCAUUAGUAGGUGACACUUUACACGGCAUUGCGGGAGCCGUGUUUGCGUAUGGGGCGACGGGUGCAGGCAAGACACACACGAUGACCGGCUUGAUGUCGCGUGCACUAAGUCAUCUAUUUAGUUCCAUAGCUAAGAGCGAUAACCCUGGUGCGUUUGAGGUAAAAAUGUCUUACAUCGAAAUAUACAACGAAAAUAUUCGAGAUCUGCUAAACCCAAGUGCAGGUCCUUUGGAGCUACGAGACGAAGGCGGCAGUGGUGCCCCCGUCGUCGCUGGACUUAGUGAGCUACGAGCUACGGACGCCGCCCACGUCGCAGAGUUAUUGGCUAGAGGAGAUCGCUCGAGAACGGCCGAGCCGACGCAAGCGAAUCAACAUUCGUCUAGGGGACAUGCUCUUCUAAGUGUGUCGGUCAACAAAUCAGUGUCAGCUGGAAUUCAACGGGGUCGUUUGUUCCUCAUUGACUUGGCGGGAUCAGAGCGAGCUGGAACGCGAGCUAGAAGGCUGGAAGGUGCUCAUAUCAAUCGAUCCCUUCUUGCUUUGGGCAAUUGUAUUAUGGCGCUCUCUGGAGGUGCAAGAUACGUCAAUUACCGCGAUUCAAAACUAACGCGGUUGUUGCGCGAGGUCCUCGGCGGUAGGUGCCGCACCGCCAUGAUAGCGCACGUUUCGCCCGCGGCCGUGCACCGCGACACUACGCGAUCCACGUUGCAUUAUGCGCAACGAGCGUCGACUAUCACUAAUAAGGUUGAAAGGGAACUCGUGGAAACACCGAUGCAUUUGUCACAGUAUCGUACCGUGAUUAAUGAACUUCGCGAAGAAAUCGCGAGGCUCAAAGUCAAAAUGAAGGAUGACCGAUCAAGGACAAAAGAAGAUGAAGAACCCAUUGAAGACACCAUUACUAAGGGAGAUACGGAAGAAAACGCCGCUCAUUUAAAAUCCCUGAGGGAAGCGAUUGUUUCAACAUUUAAACAACAAAUGCGAUUACGACGUCGUCUAAUGGAAUUGGACAGUCAUCUCUUGGGAUUGGCUCUGGAUGCGGAGAGACAGCAUGCCGCUAUCUCGCAUUGGGAAGCUAGAUUUAAUAGACUCUAUAAACCGAUAAGUUUAAACGGCUCAAGAUUAAGCACACAGCAGAGUUAUAGGGGUGUGAACGGCAUGUCGGGCGUUGGCAGCGUGGGCAGCGUGGGCAGCGUGGGAAGCGAGCGCGCAGAGGCAGAGGUGGCAGUGGAGCAAGCGUGGGCAGAGCUCGCGGCUGUGGAGCGCGAGCAGGAGGCCGCGCGCGCGGAGCGGGACCGUGUCGAGCGCCACCUCGAGCAGGUGCGCUUGCGGGGCGCGCAACUAGAAAAGGAGCUCCCAGCGCACAUAACCAGCGGUCCAGAACGUGAGGUGUUAUCAUUAGUGUGCCGAGUGCACGAGCUGGAGGCAGACAAGCUGGCACUGCAGGGCGAGCGAGCGGCCCGCGCACACGAGCUGCGCCGCCGUGACCUAGCGCUGCAGCGCCGCGACGCACAGAGGCGAUUAACUGAUGAGAUUAUCACCAGGCAGCGGAGAGCACUGGAAGAGGUUGGUGUCGGCAUACAACCGGAUUUAGCACAAUUAUAUGAGCUGUAUCAACAAGAAAUUCAUGCAUCAACCUACACAGAAACUAGUGACCUCUACACGCCUUAUCGUCUGCCACCUAUUUCUUCUAGUUUAACGGAGCUGGCGUGGUCAGAGAGUUCGAGUGGUUCGGGGCGCGGCUCCAGCUCGGGGCACUCUGGUUCGGGAGUCGACCGCCUGCCGCGCCUCGCGCCCACACCGCGCCCGCGUACAAGAUACAGCCAAGCGAGCGCUACAACACUAAAGCGAUACUCGAGCGACGACAGCAUUGUCAUAGCGGCUCCUCGGGGAAGUGCGGAGGGAGCUUCCUGAAUAUUUCAUUCUUUUGAAUGUGGAAAUAGUAAAAAAAAAUAUUUAUCAAAUGACAAUAUAUAAGAAAUGUAACAGUUUGAAGUUCGAAUACGAUGUUUGAUUGCAACUGUUUGUUUAGAAUUGUUUUUUUUUAAAUCGAAAUAAACUAUUAUAUUAUUUAAAUAAGAUUAUGCCAUGUUGACAGUGUUUUAGAGUGAAGUUUGUGGAUUGUGUUGAAAAUAGCAUUAGUGUUUGAUAAAAUUACUAUUACAGUAAAGUAUGAUUCUAGCUGUGCUGUAAUCUUUUUAAAUUUAACAUUGUGUAUUCUAUAUGAUAGAAUGAAGAUUUUAUAUCGCGUUGCCACGCUAAUCAUUGUUUUUAGAAUUUUCGUCAGUACGCUACU